Molecule: messenger RNA, 414 nt
Organism: Haemonchus placei
Lineage: Eukaryota; Metazoa; Nematoda; Chromadorea; Rhabditida; Trichostrongylidae
Source: the annotation of a GenBank genome assembly
AUGUCGCGAUGGCUUUGCUGCCUUCUUAUUCUUCUUGUACAGACGACUUCCGGAAAAAGGCAGCAAACCUCCCAAGCUUAUAGUAUGGGAGGUUACGGAGGUUACGGAGGUUACGGAGGAGGUUACGGAGGAGGUUACGGAGGAGGUUGCGGAGGAGGUUACGGAGGAGGUUGCGGCAGCUACGGUGGAGGUUACCGUGGCGGUUAUGGUGGCUGCAGCACUUGCGGGCAGAGAUCGGUGCCAGUUCCCGUUAUAGAGCCAAUUCCCGUUAUAGAGCCAAUUCCUGUUAUCGAGCCAAUUCCAGAAAUUAUUCCAAUGGGAGUGGGACGGAUGGGACUCGGCAGACCAUUCAUUAUGUUAAACAAACAGGAAGAAAAAGGUAAUUUCAUAGCUCUACACAAAUUACUAACUUGA